CCGAUCAGCCGUCAACCGUCGUGUCCAUCAUGAGAACUAGGUCGAAAGAGUAGUCAAUGUCUAAUUUUUGGACUAUUUCAAUCUUUCUUGAUUCAAAGAAUCACAUUAGCAAUGCAAAACUUUGCAAUAUCUCGCUGAUUAUGAAAUUAAUUUUAUAAGAAUAAGCAACGUGUAACCUUGGCGAAAGAAAUAAUCAAAGGUGCAAACAUAUGGCAGAGAAAAGCUAAGAUGGCUGAUAAACAUAGUUUGAACUAUGAUGUAAGGGAGCUGAAACUAGGCACAAGCUUCACCAACAAUAAGACAUCUCAGUAUCAUACUAUUAAGUAUGAUUUCAAGCCAGCUUCAGUGGAUGUCAAUAAAAUGGCAACAGUUGAUGUUGGGACUAAUAAUCAAGUGACCGUAACUGUACCACAUUUGGAUGGUGCUGGAGUCCCACAGACAGUAUUUAAAGGAAGUCAACGGCCGUAUACAAAAGAAUGUGUUUUGAUAAUAGAUAGAGUUACCGGGGAGAUAACAUUGGAAAAGCUUUCAAGUAAUAUUCAAGUAAAAAAAACGAGACAAGAAACAAACCAGAAGCAACGACCAUUGACCCCUGUGACCACAGAAUUCACAAACACGACUCAAAGAUCGACGUCUCGUACUCGCGUCGCUACCAACAGACGUACUGCCAAUAACACAGGUCCCAGCGGUGUACAGAAUACUCAGAAUCGGUUCAACCAUGGAGCGCAGAAAUCACAAAAUAUGGUCAGAUCUCCUCCGCGAGUCAAAACGUCUCCACCACAGGCUCCAUGGUCAGCAGGUGGCAACAGCACCCUCGCGUCUCUGCCUAUGAUAGGGUUUGACGAAGCGCCAGCGCGGUCCCCGCCCCCGCAGCCGCCGCCGCACGUGCCCGCACAUGCACAUCCGCAGCAACAUAUACCUGCACAUGCGCAACCUCACGUGGCCCCCCAUGCGCAUGUUCCGCAACACGUGCCAGCGCACGUGUCUGCGCACGUUCCUCAGGCGGCCCGCCAUGCACCGCCCCCUGUGCCCCUUCCGCAACCUCCCUCCGCCGUGUCGCGGCAAGACGACAGCUCCUCGAGUUCAUCUAGUGACAGUGACAGCGAUAGCGGUAGUGGUAGCGACAGCGACGAUAACGACUCCAGUGCGCACCACUCACUCACGAACGGCGCGGCGGACGCGGGCGGCGCGGGCGGCGCGGGGGGCGCGGGCGGCGCGGCGCUGCCCAGCGACGUGCUCAACGACGACCUGUGCCUGUCCGAGUCGGGCAGCGACUCCGACUGACACCGACGAGGACGUUUCCCUCUCUAUGAGAACUAUCCUAUCUAGAAAUUAAAGCUUGCUCUUCACUGAGGAAUUUGGUAUAUACUUUGUCCCGAGAUAUAAAUUUCAUACAAUUUCGAUUACGUCUACGCAUUUGCUAGCAGAUAUGUACAUGGACCGAGACGUCCCAUCGACUUUGAAAAUGGUAAUAUCAUUUGUAAAAAAACCUCGAUCGACCUAAGAAUUACUGCUUGGAAUAAAAUAUAUAUUACCAUCAUCUUCCUAUCUUAUGUUUUAAGAACUAUGACUGCAAAAGGUGUUUUAUAUAUCUCACGAUGUCAGUGUCUUUAAACAAAGGCCUUAUUAAAAGUAUAAUGUACUUAUUUACAAAACAAAAUAAUGUAUAAAUGACUAUUGGAAUAAUAUGGCAUAUAAAUUGAAUAGGAACACCAGUAGAUUUGAAAUAUUGUUCCAAAUUUGAAAACUUGAAAUAUACCCCGAACAAGUCAGUGUAAAAAAUUUUGAUGUACGAUAUAAAUUUAUAUCCCAGGAUGUAAUAUAGCAUAUCCCAUAGUGAAGAGCGGGCUUAAUGAGAAACUUGGCAAGUGUCCUGACGAUAUGUCUACAAUCUUAUCUCGUGUGUGUUUCACGUGUUUAUGGUUCCGUACUCAGUAACCCCGUAACUCGUUGCUUGUAACUGGAGUUAAAAUCGAUCUUAAUUUAAUACAGUGGACUGUUGAUACUAUAAUAAUAAAAAAAUAUUUACAAAACAUUUGUAUAUUAAUGUAAAAUUUCUAAUUGAAAUAUUUGAUAGACUUUAAAUUUCCACUGUCUGUACUUGAAUAUUGGUUGUAAAUAGAUUUGUGAGUGCAACUUGCAUUUAUCUGGUAUUUGUGUAUUAAAACAUUUCCUUUUCCUACCUAUAUUUAAAAAAAAAAAACAAGAGUCGUGAGUUUAAACAAUUGUAUAGACAUAACAUUCUAUAAACAGUUUGUUUUUCUUCUAACAUGAAAAGUCAUAACAAAUGAAUGCUGUUAUUUUAGUUCAUAUUUCCUAUACUUCAUACAUCGACUCUUGCCAUGUUUUAAACAAAUAUUGGAUUCGAUUUUAUGUUGCCAUAUAUAAAUAUAAUAAAUAUAUACCCGUAAUAUUUUAAAAAUAUUAAUGGGAUAAAUAUCAAAAGAUAUCAAUUUUAAACGACAAUUAAAAAUCGAAUUCAAUGCAAACAUGGUAUCUCAAUGAAACUGUGAGAACGUGUUAUACACGACGUCGUCAUUUGUAAGUUUACUGUACAUAUUAUAAAGUAAAAUAUAUUCGUUUCAAUCGAAUUUAUAUUUUAUAUUUAUUAUAAGACGAAUUAAAAGAAAACGACUCGUCAAAUAAAAUCUGAAUUAAAAAUAAAAAGUAUGUAAAUAUUUCAAUUUAAUUUUCGUGCAAAUCUCUCAUACUAACGUAUCUUUUAUCAGACCAGAUAAUGCCAUUACUUUUUUAUUGUUAGAAAUUAAAAAGGCCGGGAAUAGCUGCUAGUGUUGUAAUCGAAUUUAGUUGUGUAAUCGAUUUCUGAAUAUAUCGAUAAACUUAUAAAAUCUAAGUUAAACUUACAAAUGUAAACGAUAUACAAUUACUUAAGAUAGUUAAGUGUGUAUCAUACUGAAAAUGUUAUUGUGCCUCAAGUGAAAUAUAGAUAUAUUUUUAUUUUAUGCCAAUUUUUUAACUAGCGUUAAGAUUAUAUAGCGUUUGGUGGACGCUGAACGAUAUUAUACGUUAGUUUUACGAGUCCGCAAUAAAUUAUUAUACAUAAAACA
Molecule: messenger RNA, 3068 nt
Organism: Vanessa atalanta (red admiral)
Lineage: Eukaryota; Metazoa; Arthropoda; Insecta; Lepidoptera; Nymphalidae
Gene: Eaf
Product: ell-associated factor Eaf
Exons: 9
Coding region: 229-1284 (351 amino acids)
Biological process (GO): positive regulation of DNA-templated transcription; regulation of transcription elongation by RNA polymerase II
Cellular component (GO): super elongation complex
Molecular function (GO): transcription elongation factor activity
Source: RefSeq, a predicted model, not a curated record